AUGGCUCUUUCUGCUCGAUGCGGGCAGCAAGCAGCUGCUUUGUUGCGCCAACGCUGCUUCGCCGAGUCGCGCGCUCCCACAUUAGCCCUGCGCUCCUUUUCGACGCAUAUCCCCUCUCGAUCGGCUGCCUCGUGUCUCCGUUUACAGCAGCAGAUCCCCUCGUCAUGGCGUUCUCAUCAGCUGCGCCUCUUCUCCAGCUGUCUCCGUCGAUUGGCCUCUGAGGCGCAGACGGCUCCCUCCACCAAGGCCUACCUGGCCAGCGGAGCCAUCGGCCGUUCCCCUGAGCUGGUGGAUGUGAAAAAGGUUCUGGUCAUUGGAAGUGGUGGGCUAAGCAUUGGGCAGGCAGGAGAGUUCGAUUACUCUGGCUCUCAAGCGCUCAAGGCUCUCAAAGAAGCUGGCGUCAAGUCGAUCCUCAUCAACCCGAAUAUUGCUACCAUUCAAACUGAUCACAAGCUCGCGGACGAGGUCUACUAUCUUCCGAUCACGCCAGAAUAUGUGACUCAUGUUAUUGAGAGGGAACAGCCGGACGGUAUCUUCCUGAGCUUCGGCGGUCAGACCGCUCUAAACCUUGGUGUGCAGAUGAACCGAAUGGGCAUCUUCGAUCGCUAUGGUGUGAAGGUCCUGGGAACCAGCAUUAAGACUCUCGAGAUGAGUGAGGAUCGUGAUCUCUUUGCUAAGGCUCUGAAAGAGAUCAACAUCCCCAUUGCGGAGUCAAUCGCGUGUAACACCGUUGACGAGGCCCUGCAAGCCGCAGAGAGCAUCGGAUACCCGAUCAUUGUCCGUUCUGCAUACGCUCUGGGUGGUCUAGGAUCCGGCUUCGCGGCAAACCGAGAGGAAUUGAAGAACCUUGCAUCCCGCUCCCUGAGUCUUGCCCCGCAAAUCCUCGUCGAGAAGUCUCUCAAAGGGUGGAAGGAAGUUGAAUACGAGGUCGUCCGUGAUGCCAGCAACAAUUGUAUUACUGUAUGCAACAUGGAGAACUUUGAUCCGCUGGGAAUCCAUACGGGAGACAGUAUCGUCGUUGCUCCUAGCCAGACUUUGUCUGACGAAGAGUAUCACAUGCUCCGUACCGCCGCCAUCAAGAUCGUUCGUCACCUUGGCGUGGUCGGAGAAUGCAAUGUUCAGUACGCCUUGCAGCCGGAUGGUCUGGACUACAGAGUGAUUGAGGUCAAUGCUCGUCUCUCGCGCUCAUCUGCGCUGGCGUCCAAGGCUACUGGCUAUCCUCUCGCCUACACUGCAGCCAAGAUCGGUCUUGGACACACCCUUCCGGAACUUCCCAACGCUGUCACGAAGACCACCACGGCGAAUUUCGAACCCAGUCUGGACUACAUCGUGACUAAAAUCCCUCGGUGGGACUUGAGUAAGUUCCAGCAUGUCAAGCGUGAUAUUGGAAGCGCGAUGAAGUCGGUGGGAGAGGUUAUGGCUAUCGGUCGCACGUUUGAGGAGUCGUUCCAGAAAGCGAUUCGUCAGGUUGACCCCAGGUUCGUUGGUUUCCAAGGCGAUCAUUUCGAGGAUCUGGACGAGGCGCUCCGGAACCCUACCGACAGACGAUGGCUGGCGAUCGGGCAGGCCAUGCUUCACGAAAACUAUUCCGUUGACAGGGUCCAUGAGUUAACUAAGAUUGACAAGUGGUUCCUGUACAAGCUCCAGAACAUUGUGGACUGUCACAACGAGCUGAAGGAGAUCGGCAGCCUCUUCGGCAUCAAUCAGGAGAUGAUGUUGAAAGCCAAGAAAUUGGGUUUCUCUGAUAAGCAGAUCGCCAUGUGUGUUGGAUCUACGGAGGAUGAUGUUCGCGCACGCAGGAAGAGCUUCGGUAUCAGACCCUGGGUAAAGAAGAUCGACACUCUCGCUGCUGAGUUCCCUGCGGACACGAACUACCUCUACACCACUUACAAUGCUACUUCUCACGAUGUGACUUUUGACGACCAUGGUACCAUCAUCCUUGGCAGUGGUGUGUAUCGAAUUGGCAGCUCAGUGGAAUUCGACUGGUGUGCUGUCAAUGCAACACUGACCCUGAGAAACAUGGGCAAGAAGACCGUCAUGAUCAACUACAACCCGGAGACGUACUCGACCGAUUUCGACACUGCUGAUAAGCUGUACUUCGAAGAACUCAGCUACGAGCGUGUCAUGGAUAUCUACGAACUCGAGAAUGCUAGCGGCAUCGUCGUCUCUGUCGGUGGUCAGCUGCCGCAGAACAUCGCGCUCCGCCUCCAGGAGAAGGGUGGCGCUCAUGUUCUCGGUACCGAUCCGGUGGAUAUUGACAAGGCCGAAGACCGUCACAAGUUCUCGCAAAUCCUGGAUAGCAUCGGUGUUGAUCAGCCUGAGUGGAAGGAACUCACCUCGGUUGCCGACGCAGAGCGUUUUGCUGAGACUGUGGGAUACCCUGUCCUCGUUCGUCCUAGUUACGUCCUCUCCGGCGCCGCGAUGAGUGUGAUUUACAGCCCAGAUGAGCUGAAAGAGAAGCUUAUCAACGCCAGCUCUGUGUCUCCCGAUCACCCGGUCGUCAUCACAAAAUUCAUUGAAGGGGCCCAGGAAAUUGAUGUUGAUGCCGUGGCCUCUGGCGGAAAGCUUCUCUUGCACGCUGUUAGCGAGCACGUUGAGAAUGCAGGCGUUCACUCUGGUGAUGCCACCCUGGUCCUUCCACCAACCUCCCUUAACGAGUCGGACAUGGCUCGUCUCAAGGAAAUCGCUGAGAAAGUCGCCAAGGCAUGGAACAUCACUGGUCCUUUCAAUAUGCAGAUCAUCAAGGCCGACAAUCCCAACGGCGGCGAGCCUCUUCUGAAGGUGAUCGAGUGCAAUCUUCGCGCCUCUCGUUCAUUCCCGUUUGUUAGCAAGGUCUUGGGGACCAACUUCAUCGAUGUUGCCACCAAAGCCCUUGUUGGACGUGACGUUCCUGAGCCGGUGGACCUCAUGGCUACGAAACGCGACUAUGUCGCAACUAAAGUUCCUCAAUUCAGCUGGACCCGCCUUGCUGGCGCCGACCCCUUCCUUGGUGUUGAGAUGGCCAGCACUGGUGAGAUUGCUUGCUUUGGAAAGGAUAUCAUUGAGGCUUACUGGGCUUCGCUUCAAUCCACGAUGAACUUCCGAGUCCCUGAGCCUGGCGAGGGUAUCCUACUGGGUGGUGACUACACUGGAACGCUGACCAAGAUCGUCGAGUACCUUCAGCCUCUGGGCUAUAAAUUCUAUGCGGCUAGCCCAGAGGUGAAGGCCCAGCUGGAAAGCGGUGUUAAGGGCGUGAGUGUCAACGUCAUCGAGUUCCCCAAGGAGGACAAGAGGGCGCUCCGCGAGAUCUUCCAGAAAUAUGACAUUCGCGGUGUCUUUAACCUUGCUAAGCAGAGGGGUAAGACCCUGCUGGACGAGGACUAUGUCAUGAGGCGAAACGCUGUUGAUUUUGGCGUCCCGCUCUUUAUGGAGCCAAAGACUGCUCUUCUCUUUGCGCAGUGCAUGAGCGAGAAGCUGCCCCGAAAGGAGGGUAUCCCGCCCGAGGUCCGCAGCUGGUCUAGUUUCGCCGGCGGCAAGAUGAUGUAA
Molecule: messenger RNA, 3525 nt
Organism: Rasamsonia emersonii CBS 393.64
Lineage: Eukaryota; Fungi; Ascomycota; Eurotiomycetes; Eurotiales; Trichocomaceae
Product: Carbamoyl-phosphate synthase (ammonia)
Exons: 3
Coding region: 1-3525 (1174 amino acids)
Biological process (GO): 'de novo' pyrimidine nucleobase biosynthetic process; UTP biosynthetic process; L-citrulline biosynthetic process
Cellular component (GO): cytoplasm; cytosol
Molecular function (GO): ATP binding; metal ion binding; dihydroorotase activity
Source: RefSeq, a predicted model, not a curated record